ACAAAAACUUUAUGUAAUAAGAAAAGGUGGUCCACUUACCAAGGGUAAGUGGCACCCAAUACCCAAAAGCAAGCCAAAAACCUUCCUAUCUAUAUAAAUAAAACCCCCAUAAAUCAUUCCAUUGUUUUUCUCUUCUUUAAAGCUUGAAAACCAAAACCACAGCUCAAUUCCGGCACUUUCAACUUCACUUCAUGGAAGAGGCAAGUCCAAGGACGCGUCGUCGUCCGGAGCACAUUUCCCAACUUUCCCUCUCUAGAACGCAGCUGCCAGAGAGCCCUAGAGGUCCAAUGGAGUUCCUCUCGAGGUCAUGGAGUGUUUCAGCUCUCGAAGUGUCCAAAGCCCUUGCUCCUCCUCCUCCUCCUCCUCAUCAUCAUCAUUCAGUCAGUAGUAGUACGGCUGCCAAGUCUGCCAGCAGCUCUUCUUGCACUACCACUUCUAUACCUGAAGAUAUAAAUGGCGAGACUGAGGAGCUUGACAAGGCUGCUGCUGUUGCCAGUCAGUUCUCUUUCACUUCUGCUACUUCACAGCUCGUUCUUGAACGCAUCAUGUCACAAUCGGAGGUGUCACCGUUAACAUCAGGGAGGCUCUCACACAGCAGCGGACCUUUGAUUAAUGAUAGCCCUCCAGUUUCUCCAUCUGAGGAAUUCGACGACGUCGUUAAGUAUUUCCGUACCCACAACUCCAUACAACCUUUAUUCAAUGGUAGCCGCGCAAGUGCUGGUAAUGGAGUUAAUACACCCAGCGGGGCUAAGACAGUGGGAAGAUGGUUAAAAGAUAGAAAAGAGAAAAAGAAAGAAGAAACUAGAGCUCACAAUGCACAGCUUCACGCUGCUAUCUCAGUUGCUGCAGUUGCCUCGGCCAUAGCAGCCAUUGCAGCUGCCACUGUGGCUUCUUCUUCCACAUUGGGAAAAAAUGAACAGUCGACGAAGACCAACAUGGCUGUGGCGUCAGCAGCAACAUUAGUAGCUGCGCAAUGCGUGGAGGCUGCAGAAGCUAUGGGAGCUGAACGUGACCAUCUUGCUUCAGUUGUGAGCUCUGCUGUUAAUGUUCGUUCACAUGAUGAUAUCCUGACUCUUACAGCUGCUGCAGCUACAGCUCUGCGUGGGGCAGCAACCCUAAAGGCAAGAGCACUAAAGGAAGUAUGGAACAUUGCACCAGUCCUUCCAGCUGAGAAAACAAUCAGUGCUGGAUUUUGUGCUAAUGGCAAUAAUGGCCAUUCAAACCGCAACUAUAGUGGAGAACUUGCCCCUGGAGAGGAUUUCCUUGCUGCCUGUAGUCAAGAGCUCCUUGCUAAGGGUAGUGAACUUCUCAAAAGAACUCGGAAAGGUGACCUUCACUGGAAAGUUGUAUCUGUUUAUAUGAAAAAGACAGGCCAGGUGAUUUUGAAGAUGAAGAGCAAGCAUGUCGCUGGGACAUUCACCAAAAAGAAAAAGAAUGUGGUUUUGGAGGUGUGCAAGGACAUGCCAGCAUGGCCAGGGAGACAUCUAUUCGAUAGUGGAGAGCAGCGUCUUUACUUUGGAUUGAAGACUGAAACAAGAGGGAUCGUCGAGUUUGAGUGCAGGAGUCAGAGAGAAUACGAUAUGUGGACUCGAGGUGUCUCAAGGCUUCUGUCAAUUGUCGCUGAAAGAAAGCACAAGAAACAAAACUCAACUACCUGGUCCCUUGGCGGCAAUAAUUAGCUCAUCCGCUGCCAGACUUUAACUCGAUUGCUUCUAGGGGCUCAAUGCAAGCAAUUGGACGGUCCAUUCAGAGCGAGGCAAAUAUCUAAUUCCCUCAUGCAUACUGAACAUUUUUAGCUGGUGCAAUCAAAAUUCUGUGACUGACUAAUUUUUGUAUGGGGGAGAGGGUAUAUAACUAGUAGUUAUUGAUCUAUCAUAACAGUCGAACAUGUUUAAGAAUUAAGAUUGGGCUAUUUGCAUGCUUUAUUAUAGGUAUAUUUUGCUUCAGCUCGUUGUUACCCAUUUUAAAUCGUUUCUAUACAAAAGAAUUAGUAAAUUUCAAAUAAGAAACAGCAAGGUUACCGAAAACUCAAAAUUGUCCACAACUCACACGCACGGUCCCAAUGAAAGAAAUCAUGGGAACAAUAAAGAGCUUGAUAGAGAAAGAAAAUAGCUCCUACAUUAAAAAACCAUCCAACCCAAAAAAAGAAAUGCAGAUGACAUGGUUAUAUUAUCAUUGAAUAAUAGAGGCUUGAAAGCUAUAAAUACAGUCAAUAUCAAUUGAAUCAUUUCAAUCACUAUCUAUUUCCUUCGUUUGCCUUGCACGUUUAUUUCAUAGGAUAGAUAAUAGAUUGUGAUGAAGAGGAACGAAAAGACGAGUGAGCAAUGCCAAACCACCGGCUAAGCCAAGAGUAGCAGUAGCGUAUAAGGUUUUAAGGCAGAAAAUCCUAGACUGGAAAAACCCUAAUUAAUAUGAAUAAAAAUAAACUAACCACAUUUUUAUUUAAUUAGAUAUUGCAGAUCAACCUACAUUUACACAAGGAAAAUAAAGUCUGAAAGCGACCGUACCUGCUGCACUUUCCUCUCCAUCGUCACUCGUUCCAAAUGUGAAUGAUAGAUAUUCAAGGAAAACAACUGUAACCCCCAUUCUCUUACAGUCAAAACAGAAACUGAUCGAAAGCAUGAACAUUAAAUUUAGAUGUUCUAGAUCCCUUGUAGUCAUCACCACUGAAUAGAAGGAAAGAUUUUCCAGGAGGUGAGAUAA
Durio zibethinus is the source of this 2703-nucleotide messenger RNA. Its product is annotated as VAN3-binding protein-like. The record is from RefSeq and is a predicted model, not a curated record. Gene Ontology annotation, biological process: phloem or xylem histogenesis; leaf vascular tissue pattern formation; auxin-activated signaling pathway. Lineage: Eukaryota; Viridiplantae; Streptophyta; Magnoliopsida; Malvales; Malvaceae.